Perkinsus marinus ATCC 50983 is the source of this 1042-nucleotide messenger RNA. RefSeq lists its product as hypothetical. Gene Ontology annotation, molecular function: dipeptidase activity; cysteine-type exopeptidase activity. Gene Ontology annotation, biological process: proteolysis. The transcript has a single exon. The annotation marks the transcript as partial. The record is from RefSeq and is a predicted model, not a curated record. NCBI's taxonomy places the organism in Eukaryota, Perkinsozoa, Perkinsida, Perkinsidae.
AUGCUCAUAACAUUACUACUCCGACUAGCGCUAUUGCCGUUAUCAGUGUGUAUUGCAUGCACUACGAUAAUCGUGUCGAAAGGCGCUUCCAAGACCGGUGUACCGAUGGUAGCUCACACAGCUGAUUGUUCCGAGUGUGACACGCGGCUUGCUCUGAUCCCUCCUCGAGAUCAUCCGAGCGGCGCCGUCCAUGCAGUGUAUGGUAUCGGCCAUCUUUACCCCCGAACCUGGUCCGACCGUGCAGCCAUCUACAAUGACCCCAACCAUAUCGCUACCUCUAUCAAUGCGACUGUUCCUGAGGCGCCUUAUACGUUCGGCUACUGGGAGUCGGAAUAUGGCAUGAUGAACGAGCAUGGCCUUGCGAUGGGGGAGUCCACGACUGAGGUCAGCGUCCCUGGGAAGCCAGGAGUAGACUUGCCGGACCCAGCCACUGGUGAAUACGGCCCAGCGGUGUUCUCUAUACGAGAGCUGACUAUGAUCGGGCUGGAACGCUGUAAGACUGCGGUCUGUGCCAUCCAGAGCAUGGGCGCUAUGGCCGAGCGGUAUGGUUUCUACCCGGAGAACUGGCAGACUGGAGAGACUCUAACAUUGAUUGAUGCGACCGGCGAUGGAUGGGUAUUUCACAUAGCGCAAGACUCCACUGGUAAAUCGGCAGUAUGGGCAGCCCAGAGGGUCCCUGACGGUCACGUUGCCGCUAUUGCUAACCAGUUCACGAUCAAGGAGAUACCACAAACGGCUAAUGAAGACUUUAUGUUCUCUUCCAAUUUACGUUCGGAAGCAUUGACUAUGGGCUUAUGGGACGGCCAGGAGCCCUUCAGCUGGAUUCGUGUGUAUGGUACGGUAACUCUACAGCUGCCCAUGUACAGCAGUGUCAGGAUCUGGUCGGUGUUCCGUCGUGUGUUACCAAGCGCUACACCUGAGUUCCACGAGAAUCCCUUCGACCUGCCUUUCUCUGUGCCGGCGGACCAUCUGCUUGGUCUGGAGGAGGUGAUGGAUAUCUUCCGCGACAAUUAUGAAGGCACUCAGUUCGACCUCACAAAGG